AUGGAACCAGUCCAAGAAGGGGAGGAUACACAAUUUGCUGAGGUGUGCUACAUGAGCAAUGGGCAAGGAGGUUACAACAAAGGAUACUAUAAUUACAAGUCCAACCCAGCCAUGUCAUACCGAAACACUGAUGUUGCUAACCCUCAGGACCAGGUCUAUCCUCAACAACAGCAAGCUCGAUCGAGUCAAGCCCCACAACAUGGGUAUGGUCCAAAGAACAACUACCAAGGACCCCAAGGGACUUUUCCUGGGCAAGCUGAUGGUGUAGUGGACACAAGCAAGAAGCUAGCUGAAAUCAACUCCAAGAUUGAGAAUCUCAACACAAGAGUUUACUCUCUGGAGAAUCAUGCUUCUUCUGUUGCUGCUGCUACAAAGCAAGGACAACUACCUGGUAAAGCCAUUCAGAACCCCAAGGAACAGUGCAAGGCUCCUGGAGUCCAGAUUGAUCAACCAGAAGUGCAACCUACUGUGGCCUUCACACUUCACCAGUUGAGCUCGCACAGACAAGCUCGAUCGGCAGCUCGAUCGAGUCGAACUCUAGCUCGAUCGAGUCCGACUUCAUCAGUCCUCAAGCCGAUUUUGCUUGAUCCUUACCAGCCAGUUGAUACAUCAUCAGGCCGCCUACUCAGUCAAGCCACAAGGAAGUGA
Messenger RNA from Microthlaspi erraticum, 648 nucleotides. The record is from the annotation of a GenBank genome assembly. NCBI's taxonomy places the organism in Eukaryota, Viridiplantae, Streptophyta, Magnoliopsida, Brassicales, Brassicaceae.